Messenger RNA from Perca fluviatilis (European perch), 782 nucleotides. Its product is annotated as P2X purinoceptor 7-like. The coding region runs from base 34 to 534 and encodes 166 amino acids. Lineage: Eukaryota; Metazoa; Chordata; Actinopteri; Perciformes; Percidae. The record is from RefSeq and is a predicted model, not a curated record. The transcript has 2 exons.
GCGAAGGUAUAUAGGCUACAGUGCAGCAUACACAUGAAAAUGAGUAAUUUUAAUGGCAUGGGUUACGCAUUUGAGCCUGUGAGGGACAGGCCUGUAGUGUCUGACUACUACCACAUGGAGGAUGAUCAGUUUCCGGCUACACCUUUGGAUCGUUUGGGGGGGAGUGACUGGUGUGUGUGUGGGCGCUGCCGGAGCAUGGACACUGCAAUUGAAUCCAUCUGUUGCAGAGAGGUCAACCUGGACCAUUUACUGAUGGAUGUACAAUGCAUCACCAUGCAUAGGUCAUUUCGGAUGCUGUGUGGUGAGAGAGAGGUGUUGGAGGUGGCUAUGCUUUCUCUGAGGGAUGUCCAAACUGAGACGCUGGAGCGCCCUGUAAGUAGCAGGUUGACAGCUUACCAGCAGUUCACUCUUUGGGCGAGGGGGCAUUUGGGAAGGAGGAAUAGGAUUCCGAUCCCAUCCUGUGCUGUCAACUACAUCAGGGAUCUUUUCCCCUCAGCCCAAUAUCAAGGAUUCGAGUAUGCUUUGGACUUGUAAAUAAACGUAUUUCACACAAUAUGUCAGACGCGUCAUGUACUCAUUGACGUUUUCAACACCUGUCUCCCGUAAUGUCACUGAUAGUCUCUAUAAUAUAUUAAACACUAGAAAUCACGACUAUAAUAAUUUUAUUGACAAGGCAGGGGGUAGAGAGAAAGCUAGCUAAAUACAAGAAACAGCAAGCUAGCUUAACCCUUUAAGCGCCAAAGUCGCAAAUUUUGCGACAGGACGCUGUACUGAAUCAAACC